This is a messenger RNA of Ahaetulla prasina, 933 nucleotides long. RefSeq names its product family with sequence similarity 168 member A (gene FAM168A). The coding region runs from base 1 to 918 and encodes 305 amino acids. Lineage: Eukaryota; Metazoa; Chordata; Lepidosauria; Squamata; Colubridae. The record is from RefSeq and is a predicted model, not a curated record. The transcript is spliced from 3 exons.
AUGGACCUGCGAGCGCCGGCAGAGCUGCCUCCCCUUCCCUCCGCGCCCGCCAGCUGGCGUUUGACGCGGCCUGCCGGGAGCGAUGGGCAGGGCAGGGCAAGGCAGGGGCGACGGGGCUGGGCUGGGCUCCACGGGCCGGAGGAGGCGUCCGCGAGCGAGCCAAGCAGGCGGCGGACCCUGCGCUGCGCUGGGCUAGCCUGGACGGAGCGCGCCCUCGCCAGGAUGGGAGAGCCGGAGAUGGCCAGCACCGACCGUGCGCUCUUGGCACGUGCUCUGACCCAUCAUCCGCAGCCUGAGGAGGAGGAUGAGUCUCGCAGCCGGCUAGGAAAAGAGGGCAGCGCGAUUCGAUGCUCUGCAAGCCCCGCGCGGACUUCCUGCCUACGAGCCUAUACGGGGGAGGGGAAGAGCCACUUGGGCGCCUACCGUUCCCGGCAUGCCUCGCGGCCGGGUCUUCCCCUGCCGCCGCCCCCUUCCGGCGCCGCGCGGGCUGCCGGGAGUGGUAGUUCUGCCGGGGCCUGCUGUAACGGUUCGCCCAGCGGCGGCAGCAGCAGCUGCUGGCGGUGCCCGUCUUUCCCCUUCAGUCGGGCGGCGGCGCUUCUCCCCUUCGCACCUCCGCGGCCUUGCUCGCUCGCCGCCCCCCGCCGCUCCCGGGAGGGGAGGCUGGAGCCGAGGACCGGCCGGCCGGACGCAGACCGAGACGGCGCCCAGCCCCGCAGCGUCCUCACGUUUCCUACCAUGAAUCCCGUUUACAGCCCCGUUCAACCGGGGGCUCCCUACGGAAAUCCGAAGAACGUCACCUAUACAGGUAAAACGAUCUAUAAAAAUUACGCGUUGUCGGACGUCGGCAUGCUCCGGAGCCCCUGGCACAGGCAGAGAUGCCCAGCAAGGGUUUUCUCUGCUUCAGAACCAGGAUGCUAAGUUGUGCUACCUGUU